AUGCCUUUCGACAGAGAACGACCAUUAAUACGUAGUGUCCCUCUAAGUUCAAAAAGUUCAGUCUUGCCAGAGGAAAAGUUGCCGAGUUCAGAACUAGUCGAAGGAGAUGAAAAUCCUAAACCUAGUAGCCUACUUAGAUCGCAUCCAUAUAGAGCACAUCCAGAAAUUGCAAGUUAUGAAGGUGAAACGGAUAUAUUGAAAAUAAUUCAUAUUCUUCGUGAAAAUAAACGUAUUAAAUUCUUUUAUUUAACCAAUUGUUUACCAAAACGAUCAACAAAAUAUAACUUUUAUAAUCUUAAGGUUGUCAGCUUUCAAAAUAUCAAUCGUGAUGAUUAUUAUACUUUAAGCCUUAAUGGUUGUACACAUUUAAUAACAAAUGAUGAUAUAGAGCAUAUUACAUUGGAACGUUUUGAAACAGAAUAUAAAACAUUUCAAGAAAUAUGUCAAAUUCCAACAUUUGCUAGAUUUUGUUUAUGGAAAGGUUUUAUAUUAUGGCGUAAAAUUAUACAUUAUAUAAAAAUGGAUAAAUCUAAACAAUAUUUAUAUUAUAAUUUAUUUAUAUUAAAUUCAUCAAUAAGACCAGCAUUAUUAAAUAUACAUGAAAUGUGUUAUCGUAUAAAAGAAAUGAAUUUAUGUAAAUUAAAUAAAGAGAAACAAUAUACAUUAAUUGAAUUUUUAAUAAAUCAAGUCAAUCAAUUAAAUGAUGUUUGUAUUAAAUUAUAUGAAUUUCGUGAAUUAAUUAAAGAAAUUGUACGUGGUGCAUGUCGUACUGCAUUAUUAGAAUAUGGUUAUAUACCAGAUGAUUAUAUUAUAGAUCAUAAUGAGAAUAUAGAAAAUGUUAAAACAGAACCUUUAGUUGUUGGAACAAGUUAUAUUUCUUCAGCUUGUGAUAUGGAGAUAUUAUCAGAUGCACCAGAAAAAAUGACUUUUACAGAAAUGGCUACGAAACGUCAAUAUUGUCAGCGUUUAACUUGUUUUAUACGUCUUGCUGAUUAUCAAAUUCUUAGUACAUUACAUGUAUUAACAGUGAAUUCAGUUAAUACAAUAUUAAAUUGUUUCAAUGAACAUUUACAGAAUACACCAACAUUAAAUGAAAUUAAAGGAUAUAAAAUUGAAGUAGAUGAAUUAUUAGAAGCUCCAUCUAAUGAUUUAAAUAUAGGAUUAAGUAGUAUAGAUCAACGUAAAGAAUCUAUCAAGAAGCCAAUUAAAAUAAACAUAUCUGAUAAUGAAAUUGAAGAAGAAUCAAAACCAACACCACUUUUUACAUUGGAAAUCAUAAUGGAACCAUCUCGUUUAUAUUUAGUUCCUGAAGAAUCUUUAUUUCAAGAUGGAAUUAUGGAAAUUAUUAAUAAAUUUCAAGAACAAGUAAUCAAUAUUAAAAAUUUAUCAUCUGAUCCAUAUUUUAAUGCAUUUACUCAACCAUUAAUUAAUAAUAAAUUUGAAGAGAAAUUAUACGGUGCUGGACCACAAUUAAAGAAUAUAUUUGAUGAAGAUCUAGAAUUACAUAAUAUUAUUCAACGUAUACAAUAUUCAUUAAAUUGUUCAUUUGAAGCAAUUCAUUGUUAUAAGAAUACAUUUCAUGAUAUACAACAAUUUUAUCAAGAGAAUAAUGAAAUUACAAUGGAUAGUAUACAAAAUGAUUAUUUAGCAAAGAUUAAUGAAAUGAAUCAUGUGGAACGUCUUAAUGAAACUUUACAAUUUUUUAAAAGAAAUUUAUUAAAAUAUCAUCAUCAAUUAAAAAUCAUUGAAUUGGUACCAAAAGAAAAAUCGAUUGGAAUGUUCUUAAUUAAUACUAACUUAUUACAUAAUAAUUUAUUACCAUCAACAAAUCAAUGUUUAACUAUAUUACAUCAUUUAUUACCAUUAUAUAUUCAUAAUGAAGUGAAUAGAUUAAUAGAUGAAACUCAAGAAGCUGAAUAUACAUUAUCAAUCAUACCAAGUUCUACAAUAGAUUAUGUUAAUUAUUUUGGAUUUUUAAAUCAAAUACAAAAUAGAAUUGAACCAAUUGAGAAAGAAGCUGAAGUUAUUAAAGAACUCUAUGAAAUGAUUGAAGCAUUUGUUAUUCCUGUACCACCAGAAGAUUAUGCAAUCUAUCAAAGCCUUAUACCGUCAAUUGAUCGAGCUAAAAAUGCUAUGGAUAGAGCUCUUGGUGAUCGUGAUGUAUGUGUUGAUAAAUUUUUUGUUUCCUUGGAAAAAGAUAUAAAUGAAUUAAUUCAUGAUAUUAAAGAAGUAAAGCAAGCUAUUAAUAACCCGAUACUUUUAGAUGUGACAGCAGAACGUGAAGCUAUUCGUUCAGAACUAUCUAGAUUAAAGAUAAUAACGGAUGAUUUACAAAGCAGAGCUACAACUUAUAAAAUGUAUCAUCGAAAAUUUAAAGAUCUUGCACAAGCUUUAACAGGAACAUCAAUUGAAGAUCAAAUACUUGCACGAGCUGGUGUAAAAGCUUCAUCAUUUGUGAUAGAAUCACCACGUUUUGAAGAGUUAGAUGCAAUCAUUAAUGAAAUGAAAUUAAAAUAUUUAUUAUGGGAUUCCAUUGAUGAAUGGGAUAAAACAAUUAAUGAAUGGAUGAACACUGAAUUUUUCAAAUUAAAUCCAGAUGAUUUAACAAAUACAACUAUGAAAUAUGUAAAAUCAGUUUCAUUAAUGGAAAAAGGUUUACCUCCAAAUACUGUAGUACCAUUAUUAAAAGAAAAAGUAGAUGAUAUGAGAGUAAAAUUAACUACUAUUAUGGAUUUGCGCAAUUCAUCAUUAAAACCACGUCAUUGGAAAAUGUUAGAAGAACUAAUCGGUUUUCAAAUGUCUGAAUUGGAAACACCAUUAAGUUUAGGCUAUUUAAAUGAAUUAAAAGCUUUUAAUAAAGCUGAACAAAUUCAAGAAAUCUCAGGUCAAGCUAGUUCUGAAUCAAGUUUGGAAAUGUUGCUUAAAAAGGUUGAAGAAUCAUGGAAAUCAACUGAAUUCAUUGUUCUACCAUACAAAGAUAGUAAAGAUGUUUUUAUUAUUGGUGGAAUUGAUGAAAUACAACAAUUAUGGGAUGAUUCUAAUAUUAAUAUAUCAACAAUUGCUUCAUCACGUCAUGUUGGUCCAAUAAAACAUCGUGUUGAUGAAUGGCAAACUUUAUUAGAAUUAUUUGGAAGAACUUUGGAUGAAUGGAUGAAAUGUCAGCGAAGUUGGUUAUAUUUAGAAAGUAUAUUUUCUGCACCAGAUAUUCAACGUCAAUUACCUAGUGAAUCAAAAAGUUUUAUGUCUGUUGAUAAAUCCUAUAAAGAUAUAAUGCGUAAAAUACAAAAAGUUCCAUUAGCUAUACGUGCUGCUACACAACCUGGUUUAUAUGAUACAUUACGUAAUAAUAAUCAAUUAUUAGAUCAAAUACAAAAAUGUCUUGAAGCUUAUUUAGAAUCGAAACGUUCCAUAUUUCCACGUUUUUAUUUUUUAUCUAAUGAUGAAUUAUUAGAAAUUUUAGCACAAACCCGUAAUCCAUUAGCUGUACAACCACAUUUAAGAAAAUGUUUUGAUGCUAUUAUGAAAUUAGAAUUUGGUAUAACAUCAGAUUCUAUGAAUAAAGAUGAACCUGUUUAUACUAAUGAUAUAUUGGCUAUGCUUUCACCUGAAGGUGAACGUGUCUCACUCGGCAAGGGUUUGAAAGCUAGAGGUAAUGUUGAAGAUUGGUUAGGUAAAGUUGAAGAAGCAAUGUUUACAAAUCUUCGUAAAUUAAUGAAAAUUGCUAUAAAUGAUUUUGAAAGUUUACAUCGUGAAGAAUGGCUUAAAGCACAUGCAAAUCAAAUUGUUUUAACAGUAGAACAAUUAAUGUGGUCACGUGAUAUCACGUUAAUUUUGGAAGAUCCUCUCCCAGAAGAUCGUCUUGAUGGUUUAAAAGAAUAUGAAGCGAAAUGCUAUACAGGACUUAACAAACUUGCUACUUUAGUACGUGGAGAAUUACCAAAAUUAUUUCGUUCACUUCUAUGUGCUUUAAUUACAAUUGAUGUACAUGCACGUGAUAUGGUUACAGAAUUAGUUAAUAAUAAAGUUGAUUCAUUAGAUAAUUUUGAUUGGCAACGUCAACUUAGAUACUAUUGGGAUUUAGAUUUAGAUACAUGUGUUGUAAAAAUGGCCAAUGCAUGUUAUAUUUAUGGUUAUGAAUAUUUAGGUGCAUCACCUCGUCUAGUAAUCACUCCAUUGACUGAUAGAUGUUAUUUAUGUUUAAUGGGUGCAUUACAAUUAGAUUUAGGCGGUGCACCCGCUGGUCCAGCUGGUACUGGUAAAACGGAGACAACUAAAGAUUUAGCUAAAUCUGUAGCAAAACAAUGUGUUGUUUUCAAUUGUUCCGAUGGUUUAGAUUACAAAAUGAUGGGUCGUUUCUUUUCUGGUUUAGCUCAAUCUGGAGCAUGGUGUUGUUUUGAUGAAUUUAAUCGUAUUGAUAUUGAAGUAUUGUCUGUUAUUGCUCAACAAUUGAUCACUAUUCGAAACGCUAAAGCUGCACGAGUUGCAAGAUUCAUGUUUGAAGGACGUGAAAUUAAAUUAGUACCAACAUGUGCAGCUUUUAUUACAAUGAAUCCUGGUUAUGCUGGACGUACAGAAUUACCUGAUAAUUUAAAAUCAUUAUUCCGUCCAAUUUCUAUGAUGGUACCCGAUUACCGUCUUAUUGCUGAAGUUAUACUUUAUUCUGAAGGAUUUGAAUCAUCAAAAACAUUAGCAUUAAAAAUGACACAAAUGUAUAAAUUAUGCAGUGAACAAUUAUCACAACAAGAUCAUUAUGAUUUUGGUAUGAGAGCAUUGAAAUCAGUAUUAGUUAUGGCUGGUUCAUUAAAACGUGAAAAUCCUGAUAAACCAGAAGAUGUUGUAUUAAUUCGUGCAUUAAGAGAUAGUAAUUUACCGAAAUUUCUUAAACAAGAUGCUAUCCUAUUUACAGCAAUUUUACAAGAUCUUUUCCCUGAUGUUACAUUACCAGAACAUGAUUAUGGAUUAUUUCUAGAAGAGAUUGAAACAGUAUUACAAGAUAUGAAUUUACAAAUUAUUACUGAACAAGUAUUAAAAAUAAUACAAUUCUAUGAAACAUUAAUUGUACGUCAUGGAGUGAUGUUAGUUGGACCAACUGGUGGUGGAAAAACUACAAUUUAUCGUGUUUUAGCUAAAGUUUUAAGUAAUUUACAUAUAGCUGAAUUCAUAGAUAAGAAACCAGAAUAUCAACCAGUGAAAAUGUAUGUUUUAAAUCCAAAAUCUAUAACAAUGGGUGAAUUAUAUGGUGAAGUAAAUAAAUUAACAUUUGAAUGGCAUGAUGGAUUAUUAGCUUCUAUUGUUAGGCAAACAUGUGUAGAUCCUACACAAGAUCAUCAAUGGGUUAUAUGUGAUGGUCCAGUUGAUGCAUUAUGGAUUGAAAAUAUGAACACAGUAUUAGAUGAUAAUAAAAUGUUAUGUUUAGCUAAUUCUGAACGUAUUAAAUUAACAAAUUAUGUUCAUAUGUUAUUUGAAGUACAAGAUUUAGCUGUUGCAUCACCGGCAACAGUAAGUCGUUGUGGUAUGGUUUAUGUAGAUUCAGAAGAUUUAGGUUGGUUACCAUAUGUUAAAACAUGGAUUAAAACAAUUGAAGAGAAAUUAACCCCAUAUGUAAUCGAAUAUAUUAUGAAUCUUUUUAUAAAAUAUGUAGAUCCUUUUAUGAAUUUUGUCAUGACUAAAUGUACAACAAUCAUUCCACAAGUACCUAUUGCACGGAUACAAACAAUGUGUAAAUUAUUAGAAGUUCUAUUAACUCAUUCUUCAAAUUGUCUAUCAAUGAAUGAAGAUAAAAAUAAAUUAAAUCCAUUAUUAGCUAUGUCAUUUGUAUUUUCAUUAUUAUGGGGAUUAGCUGGUUGUUUAAUUGAUACAAAUUGGGAUAAAUGUGAUGCAUUUAUUCGUAAUUUAUUUGAUGAUUUAGGUGAUGCAAGACUUCCUCAACAUUCUGAUUUAUGGUCUUGUUUUGUUGAUAUGGAUACACGUCGUAUGGAUAAUUGGGAUAAAUUGCUUAAUACAUUUAUAUAUAAUAAACAAAUACCAUUUUUUGAUAUGAUUGUACCAACUAUAGAUACAAUCAGAUAUGGAUACAUGUUAGAUAAAUUAUUAGCUGUAAAUCAAAGUGUACUAUUUACUGGUUUAACUGGAGUUGGAAAAUCAAUUAUAAUUCGUGGAACAUUGAAUAAUAUUGCUGAAUUAAAUAAUUAUAUACCGGCAUAUAUUAAUUUCUCUGCUCAAACAACAAGUAAUCGUACUCAAGAAAUUAUUGAAAGUAAAUUAGAAAAGAAAAAAAAGUAUCUAAUUGGUGCACCUCAAAAUAAACAAAUUAUAUUAUUUAUUGAUGAUUUAAAUAUGCCAAAACAAGAUCAAUAUGGUAGUCAACCACCUAUUGAAUUAUUAAGACAAUAUCAAGAUUUUCAUGGUUUCUAUGAUAGAGAUAAAUUAGAAUGGAUUAAUAUUCAAAAUAUGAUAUUAUGUUCAGCAUGUGGUCCACCAGGUGGUGGAAGAAAUUCAAUUACUUCAAGAUUAAUAAGACAUUUUGCUUUAUUUGUUAUACCUUCACCAUCAGAAAUAAGUUUAAAACAAAUAUUUUCUUCAAUUAUUAAUGGUUAUCUACUUGAAUUUCCUCAAGGUGUCCGUAGUGUUGGUGAUUCAAUUGUUAAUGCAGCUGUUGAAAUAUAUUCUAGAAUGGCUAAAGAACUAUUACCAACCCCAACUAAAUCUCAUUAUGUAUUCAAUUUAAGAGAUUUGUCAAAAUGUAUUCAAGGCGUUUUACAAGGUGAUGUAAGUGUUAUCCGUAAUAAACAAUCAAUUAGUCGAUUAUUCUAUCAUGAAGCUCAACGAGUAUUUCAUGAUCGAUUAAUUAAUCAAGAAGAUAAAAUGUUUUUCAAUCAAAUUCUAUCAGAAAUGGCAUUGAAAUAUUUCGGUGAAACUAUAGAAGCAGAAACAUUUACAAAGCAUCCAAUUUUAUUUGGUGAUUUUCUAAGACCUGGUAUUCCACGAUCUGAACGAUUAUAUGAAGAAAUAAAUGAUAUGGAUAAACUGAAAUCAUUGUUAAUGGAUUACUUGGAUGAUUACAAUAUGACAAUGUCAAAGGAUGUGAAACUUGUCUUCUUUGUCGAUGCUAUUGAACAUGUUUGUCGUAUUGCUCGAAUAAUUAGACAAGAUAGAGGAAAUGCUUUAUUAGUUGGUGUUGGUGGUACUGGUAAACAAUCAUUAACUAGAUUAGCAGCACAUAUCAAUGAUUAUCAAUGUUAUCAAAUUGAAUUAUGUCGUGGUUAUGAUUAUGUAUCCUUUCAUGAAGAUUUAAAAAAACUUUAUUAUAUCGCUGGUAUAGAUAAUAAACCAACUGUAUUCUUAAUAACAGAUAAUCAAAUUAUUAUAGAAGAAUUCUUAGAAGAUAUUAAUAAUAUAUUGAAUUCUGGUGAAGUCUCCAAUCUAUUCGAUAAUGAUGAAUAUGAACAUAUUAUUAAUGAUUGUCGGUUAGCAGCUAAAGAAUAUGGUAUCAUUGAAGGGAAUCGUAAUGGAAUUUAUGAAUUUUUUAUUAAUCGUAUUAAAAAUAAUUUACAUAUUGUAUUAUGUAUGUCACCAGUUGGUAUUAAUUUUCGUAUAAGAUGUAGAAUGUUUCCAUCAUUAAUUAAUUGUUGUAUUAUUGAUUGGUUUAUUGAAUGGCCUAAAGAAGCAUUAUAUAAUGUUGCUAUGUAUACAUUUUCACAAGAGGAUUUUGGUUCAAAUGAACUUAAAGAAUCUAUAUCAAAAUUAUCUACCGAUAUUCAUUUAAGUGUUUCAGAGGCAGCUGUACGUUUUUAUAAUGAAUUAAAACGUCAUUAUUAUACUACACCGACAAGUUAUUUAGAAUUGCUUGGAUUAUAUAUGACAAUGUUGAAUAAAAAAACAAAAGAAUUAACUGAUGGCCGUGAUAAAUUUCGUAAUGGUUUAAAUAAAAUAUUAGAAACUAAUGAUUUAAUUGCUAAAAUGGAAACGGAACUAACAGCAUUACGUCCAACACUUGAAGCAAAACAACGUGAUACAGAAAAAUUAAUGAUAAAAUUAAGUGAAGAUCAAGAACAGGCUGACAUUGUUCGUAGUCGAGUUAAAGAAGAUGAAAUGUUGGCUAAACAAAAAGCAGCUGAAAAUCAAAUUAUAGCUGAUGAUGCACAACGUGAUUUAGAUGAAGCAAUACCAGCAUUGGAAGCAGCUAAUAAAGCACUUGAUUCAUUAGAUAAAAAUGAUAUAUCUGAAAUUCGUGUAUUCACUAAACCACCACAAUUAGUACAAACUGUUAUGGAAGCUGUUUGUAUUAUGCUUGGACAAAAAGGUGAUUGGGCAACAGCUAAAACUGUAUUGAAUGAUUCCAAUUUUUUAAGAAAAUUAGUUGAAUAUCCAAAAGAUGAUAUAACUGAUGGACAAUUGAAAAAAUUAAAAAAAUUUAUUGAUAAUCCUGAAUUUAUACCAGAAAUUGUUGAAAAAACAAGUAAAGCUUGUAAAUCAAUGUGUAUGUGGGUUAGAGCAUUGAAUUUAUACGCUCAUAUAUUUCGUACUGUGGAACCAAAAAGGAAACGUUUAGAAGAAGCAAAUGCCGAUUUAGAUAUUGUCAUGCGUAAACUUCAACAAAAACAAUUAGAAUUAUUCAAUGUCGAAGAGAAAAUUACAUUAUUACAACAAGAAUAUCAUCAAUCAAUGAAUGAAAAAAAGAAACUAGAACAAUAUUUAACCUUAAUAUCAACUCGAUUAAAACGUGCUCAUAAAUUAACCACUGGUUUAAUGGAUGAACAAGAUCGUUGGAAAUUCUCUAUAGAACAAUAUAAUAUACAAUUAAAUCAUAUUAUAGGUGAUGUAUUGAUAGCAUCCGCUUGUCUAGCAUAUUAUGGUGCAUUUACAAUUAAUUAUCGUCAAGAUUUAAUGCAACAAUGGAUUCAUCGUUGUCAUGAAUUAAAUAUAUCUGUUAGUGAAGAAUUAACUUUAUUUCAUAUUCUUGGUAAUUUAUAUGAAAUAAGACAAUGGACAAUACAAGGUUUACCAAAAGAUUCAUUUAGUAUAGAUAAUGCUAUUUUAAUGACACAUUCAAGACGUUGGCCAUUAUUUAUUGAUCCACAAGAACAAGCUAAUCGUUGGAUACGUACAAUGGAAUUACAGAAUCAAUUAAAAAUUAUUAAAUUAACCGAUACAAAUUUAUUAAGAAUUUUAGAAAAUUGUAUACGACUUGGUUUACCAUUAUUAAUUGAAGAUAUUGCUGAAACAUUAGAUCCUUCAUUAGAAUCCAUAUUAUUAAAACAAACUUUUAUAUCUGGUGGUCGUUUAUUAAUACGACUUGGUGAUAAUGAUAUAGAAUAUAAUCAAAAUUUUCGUUUAUAUAUAACAACUAAAUUAUCUAAUCCACAUUAUUUACCUGAUAUAUCAAUUAAAGUAAUAAUUAUUAAUUUUACUGUUACAUUAAAUGGUUUAGAAGAUCAAUUAUUAAAUGAUGUUACUAGUAUUGAAAGACCAGAAUUAGAAGAACAACGUAAUCAAUUAAUUGUUAAAAUUAAUACAGAUAGAAAUCAAUUAAAAGAAACAGAAAAUAGAAUAUUGAAAUUAUUAUUUGAAUCUGAAGGUAAUAUAUUAGAUAAUGAAGAUUUAAUUAAUACAUUAAAUGAAUCUAAAAUAAAAUCAAGUGAAAUCACAAAACGUUUAACGGAAGCAACAUUAACAGAACAAAAAAUUACAAUAGCACGUUCCAAAUAUUUACCAAUUGCUACACGUGGUUCUGUUAUGUAUUUUGUAAUAACAUCUAUGGCUGAAAUUGAUCCAAUGUAUCAAUUUUCAUUGAAAUAUUUCAAAAAUUUAUUCAACACAACGAUACAAAAUUGUCCAAAUGUCACUACAUUAGAUGAACGUAUACAAAUGUUAAUCGAUUCUAUUACUAUAGCAACAUAUAAUAAUAUUUCACGUGGUUUAUUUGAACGUGAUAAAUUAAUCUUUUCAUUUAUGUUAUGUAUUGAAAUAUUAAAACAAAUGAAUCAAAUUACAAUGAAUGAAUGGUUGUAUUUCUUAUUAGGUAUACCUAAUAAUAAUAAUAUUAUAACUAAUACUAAACAACAAUUAGAACAACCAAUUCAUACAAAAAAUUGGUUAAAUAUAAAACAAUGGAAACGUAUUAUUGAUUUAUCACAAUAUUUUCCAGAACAAUUUCAUACAUUACCUAAUGAUAUAUGUAAUUAUUCAAUUAUUAUUGAUUUUAAUCCAAUAAUGAAACAGUUACCAAGGCAACAACAACAACAAGAUGAAGAAGAAGAAUUAGGUAUUUAUAGAUUAACUCCUAAAGAUCAUCAAAAUACAUUACCACUUAGUAACUAUAAUGAAACAUUAACAUCAUUUCAAAAAUUAUUACUGAUUUCAACAUUUUAUGAAGAUCAAACCAUUAAAGUAAUAAGAGAUUUUAUAUAUUAUAAUCUUGGUAAAGAAUUUAUUGAAACUCCAUCAUGUCAUUUAUCAAUAUUAUAUAAAGAAAUAGAUUCAAUUACACCAUUAAUAUUUAUAUUAUCAAAUGGUUCAGAUCCAAUGAAUCAAUUUCAAAAAUUUAUUAAAGAAUUUAAUUAUAUAGAACGUGUACAUAUUGUAUCAUUAGGACAAGGACAAGGUCCAAAAGCGGAGAAAUUAAUUCAUGAAGCAUGUAAAUUAGGUGAUUGGGUAUUUUUACAGAAUUGUCAUUUAGCUGCUUCAUGGAUGAUUCGAUUAGAAGAAAUAGUGAAACAACUUGCUGAAAAUCCUAAAUCAACACAUACAGAUUUUCGUUUAUAUUUAAGUUCAAUGCCAUCAAAAUCAUUUCCAAUAUCUGUAUUACAAAAUUCAGUAAAAGUAACUAAUGAACCACCAAAAGGAUUAAAAGCAAAUCUUAUUCGAGCAUUGAAUGAUAUAUCAAUGGAAUCAUUUAAUACACAUGUGUUAAGAAAUGAUUGGCGUAAAUUAGUAUUUGGUAUUUGUUUCUUUCAUUCAAUUAUAUUGGAAAGAAAAAAAUUUGGACCACUUGGAUGGAAUAUUAAUUAUGAUUUUAAUGAUUCGGAUCGUGAAUGUGCAUUAUUAAAUUUAGAAAUGUUCUGUCAUGAAUCUUAUAUACCAUGGGAUGCUUUAACGUAUAUUACAGCUGAAAUUACAUAUGGUGGACGUGUCACUGAUUUCUGGGAUCAAAGAUGUUUACGUACAAUACUUCAACGUUUCUUUCAUCCAUCUACAUUAAAAUCAGAUUAUGUUUAUUCAUCAUCUGGUAUUUAUUAUCCACCAACUAAAGAAACUUUAAUAGAAUAUAUGGAAUAUGUAUCUAGUCUUCCAUUUAGUUCAGGACCUGAAUUAUUUGGUAUGAAUGAAAAUGCUAAUUUAGUAUAUCAGCUUCAAGAAACAAAUAAUCUAUUAUCUGUUAUUCUUAAUGUUCAACCACGUACAAAUACAAUGAGUACAGGGAAAACAAAUGAUGAUAUGGUUUAUGAACAAGCUGAUUCAAUAUUGAAAAAAUUACCAGAAAAAAUUAAUAUUGAAGAUGCACGUCCAGAUUUAUUUGAUACGGAUAGUAAAGGUCGGAUAGAUUCAUUGACUACUGUACUUACUCAAGAAAUUGAUCGAUUUAACAAACUAUUAAAAAUUAUCAAGAAUUCUUUGAAACAACUUCAAAAAGCAAUUAAAGGUUUUAUUGUUAUGUCAGAAGAUUUGGAAGGUGUAUACACGGCAUUUAUACAAAAUUCUGUACCAGAAAUUUGGUCAUCUAAAUCAUAUCCAAGUUUAAAACCAUUAGGUAGUUGGAUAAAAGAUUUAGUACUACGUUGUGAUUUUAUUAACACAUGGAUGAUUAGAGGAAAACCUCUUUCAUUUUGGAUAUCUGGAUUCUUUUUUCCUCAAGGUUUUCUAACUGGAAUUUUACAAAAUUAUGCACGAAAAUAUAAUUAUCCAAUUGAUCAUUUAACAUUUCAUUUCAAUGUUUUACCAUAUUAUCGUAAUCAAGAAGAAAUUUCUAUAGCUAUAUCAAAACUUCGUUUAGGUGAAAUAUUAGAAGUUGAUAAAAUGAUAAAUAAACCAAAAGAUGGUGUACUUGUACAUGGAUUAUUUAUGGAUGGUUUCAGAUGGGAUGAUAAAACAAUGCAAAUAACUGAUUCUAUAUUAGGUGAAAUGUUAUCUAUUAUGCCAAUAAUACAUAUGAAACCAGAAAUGGAUUAUAUACCAGAUUCAAAUGAUUAUAUUGCACCAUUAUAUAAAACUGCAGCCAGAGCUGGUGUAUUAUCAACAACAGGUAUGUCAACAAAUUUCAUAGUCGCUGUUCCAUUGAAAACAAAUAAGCCUCAAGCGUAUUGGAUUGAGAUGGGUGCAAGUUUACUAUGUGAAUGUGUAAAUCCCUAAGUAAAACAAUCUUCAAUCGGACAAUCAACCAUAAAAACAACUUAUGUUGAUGUAUUUAAUCUGAUAUUCCACUUUUAUUUACUUAAUAACUACGUAAAACAC
This is a messenger RNA of Schistosoma intercalatum, 12450 nucleotides long. The record is from the annotation of a GenBank genome assembly. Lineage: Eukaryota; Metazoa; Platyhelminthes; Trematoda; Strigeidida; Schistosomatidae.